Molecule: messenger RNA, 2628 nt
Organism: Hipposideros armiger (great roundleaf bat)
Lineage: Eukaryota; Metazoa; Chordata; Mammalia; Chiroptera; Hipposideridae
Gene: RSBN1L
Product: round spermatid basic protein 1 like
Exons: 8
Coding region: 26-2554 (842 amino acids)
Cellular component (GO): nucleus
Source: RefSeq, a predicted model, not a curated record
AGAGUAAAUACAACAGGAGCGCAAAAUGGCGGAACCGCCGAGCUCAGUGCACUGCGCUGCUGUCGCCACCGCCGCCGUCUCGGAGAAAGAACCGUUUGGCAAGUUGCAGCCCGUCUCCCGGGACCCAAUGGGUCCUCUGUCCGCCAAGAAGGUGCGGACUGAGGAGAAGAAGACGCCGCGGAGACUGAACGGAGAAGGGGGCAGCGGCGGGAACAGCAGGCAGCUGCAGCCGCCCGCGGCACCUUCGCCUCAGAGCUAUGGCAGCCCCGCGUCUUGGAGCUUCGCCGCUCUGUCUGCCGCUUCCUCCUCUUCUGCUCGGAGCAGUUUCUCUUUCUCCGCUAGCACGGCCGUUCCCUCCUCAGCCUCGGCUUCCUCGUCUCAGCCGGUGCAGCGCAAACUGCUGGUCCCUCCUACGCUGCUGCACGCUCAGCCUCACCGUCUCCUGCUGCCGGCCACCGCCUCCUCGGCCAGCGCCAAGCCGCGCAGACCCAAGGAGAAGCGAGAGAAGGAAGGGAGGAGGCACGGCCUCGGUGGGGUGGGCGAGGCCGGCGGGGCCGCCCGGGAGGAGAACGGGGAGGUGAAGCCGCUGUCGCGAGAUAAAAUCAAAGACAAAAUUAAAGAGAGAGAUAAGGAAAAAGAGAGAGAAAAAAAGAAGCAUAAAGUCAUGAAUGAGAUCAAAAAAGAAAAUGGAGAAGUAAAGAUUUUGCUGAAAAGUGGGAAGGAGAAACCUAAAACAAAUGUAGAAGACUUACAAAUUAAAAAGGUAAAGAAGAAAAAGAAAAAGAAACACAAAGAGAAUGAAAAACGGAAGCGUCCAAAAAUGUACAGCAAAUCUAUUCAAACCAUCUGCUCAGGAUUGCUAUCUGAUGUGGAAGAUCAAGAAGCCAAAGGCAUCCUAAAUGAUAACAUAAAGGAUUACAGUGGAAAGAAUUUGGAUACCAAGAGCUAUGAUUCCAAAAUUCCAGAGAACAGUGAGUUUCCAUUUGUCUCAUUAAAGGAGCCACGGGUUCAGAAUAACCUCAAAAGGUUGGACACUUUGGAGUUCAAACAGCUCAUUCAUAUUGAGCACCAGCCUAAUGGAGGUGCAUCAGUUAUCCAUGCCUACAGUAAUGAACUCUCCCACCUGUCUCCUGUGGAGAUGGAGAGGUUUGCAGAAGAGUUUGUGGGUCUAGUAUUCAGUGAAAAUGAAAACUCUGCAGCUUUUUAUGUAAUGGGUAUUGUUCAUGGGGCAGCUACCUAUUUACCUGACUUUUUAGACUACUUUUCAUUUAAUUUUCCCAAUUCGCCAGUGAAAAUGGAGAUAUUGGGAAAGAAGGAUAUAGAGACAACGACUAUGUCCAAUUUUCAUGCUCAGGUAAAAAGAACGUAUUCUCAUGGUACUUACAGAGCUGGCCCAAUGAGACAAAUCAGCUUGGUGGGAGCAGUUGAUGAAGAAGUGGGAGAUUACUUCCCUGAGUUCCUUGACAUGUUGGAAGAUUCACCAUUUUUAAAAUGUACACUGCCAUGGGGGACACUAUCUAGUCUAAAAUUGGAGAGUCGAAAAGAUAGUGAUGACGGUCCCAUCAUGUGGGUACGCCCAGGAGAGCAAAUGAUCCCUGUGGCUGAUAUGCCAAAGUCACCUUUCAAAAGGAAAAGAACUACCAAUGAAAUAAAAAACCUGCAGUACCUACCUCGAACUAGUGAGCCCCGUGAGAUGCUCUUUGAAGACAGGACAAGAGCUCAUGCAGAUCAUAUAGGACAAGGUUUCGAACGACAGACUACAGCUGCUGUUGGAGUGUUGAAGGCUGUGCACUGUGGAGAGUGGCCUGAUCAACCACGAAUAACCAAAGAUGUGAUUUGUUUUCAUGCUGAAGAUUUCUUAGAAGUAGUUCAACGAAUGCAGUUAGAUUUACAUGAACCUCCACUGUCACAGUGUGUCCAAUGGGUCGAUGAUGCAAAACUUAAUCAACUGAGGAGGGAAGGCAUUCGCUAUGCCAGGAUUCAGCUGUAUGAUAAUGACAUUUAUUUUAUUCCAAGGAAUGUUGUUCAUCAGUUUAAGACAGUCUCAGCUGUAUGCAGUUUAGCAUGGCACGUUCGGCUCAAGUUAUACCACUCAGAGGAGGACACUGCUCAGAACACAGCUACUCAUGAAACGGGCACACCACCAGGUUCCACGUCAUCAAUUCUUGGACCUCACAGUGACAGCAUGAUUUGUGCUGUAAGCAAAACCUCCUUGGAGUCUGUUUUUUCAGACAAACUUCAUUCUAAAUAUGAAGUACAGCAGAUUAAACAUGAACCUCUUGCAUCUGUAAGAAUCAGUGAAGAACCUGUGAAUGUUUAUGUUCCUGAAAAGACUAGAGCACCGAAUAAUGUGGAUGGCAAGAAUGUUAAAGCAAAAUUGGAUCAUGUUCAAUUUACAGAAUUUAAGAUUGACGUGGACUCCAAAUUUGAAAAUAGCAACAAAGAUUUAAAGGAAGAAUUAUGCCCUGGAAGUCUCAUAAAUCUAGUUGAUACAAGGCAACAUAGCUCAGCACAUUCAAAUCAAGAUAGAAAAGAUGAUGACAUUUUGUGCUAAAUUUGUACAUACCAUUUAAAAUCCUUUUUUAAAAACUUAAUAAUGUAAUAAAGAUUCAUGAAUACUGAAAGCAA